AUGAGCUUCGCCGUGCGCAACUCGCCGGCGGGUCCGAUCGCCGCCCGUCGGCCUUCGCCGAUGCGAUCAGAACCGGGAGCCGUGCGCGCAAGCCAGGUGGGAAGAAGAGCGGCGCCUCAUUGGACGAAGUGCAGGGCGGGAGACAAGAACGGGACGUCGGACCAGGUCGUGUCCCCAUUCGGGGAUGGUCCCCGAGAGUCGGAGGAAAAAUUCCUUGACGUUGCCUCAGUCCUUGAAGAGGCCAGGCAGCUGGGCGAUGAUUUCGUGUUCAGAGACAACGAUGAAGGAGACGUAUGGGAGCUGGAAGGAAAACUGACAGCUGACCCUGUGGAUUGUGAGUAUAAUCCCAUCCACAGCGUUGCACGUGUUUAA
Messenger RNA from Ostreobium quekettii, 372 nucleotides. The record is from the annotation of a GenBank genome assembly. Lineage: Eukaryota; Viridiplantae; Chlorophyta; Ulvophyceae; Bryopsidales; Ostreobiaceae.